GUUGAUUGUGAAGCUUAGGAAUCUUUUGCUGGGUCCUGAUUUAAACCGAAUUUCACCUUAUGUGGAAGCCGGGGAUUCGUCCAGCAGCCCCAUGGUUACACAGAGCAUGGACAACAAGGAGAACGGGUCCCUGGAUAUUAAAAUUUCUGUAGAGAAUGGCAGACCUCCAGAUCCUGCACACUGGGCCGUUGAUGAUGUUUUCAAUUAUUUCAAAUCUGCGGGGUUUGAGGAGCAAGCAGGGGCUUUUAAGGAUCAGGAAAUCGAUGGGAAGUCUCUCCUUCUUAUGACCAGGAAUGAUGUUUUAACUGGACUUUCUCUAAAACUUGGCCCAGCUCUGAAGAUCUAUGAGUUUCAUGUGAAGCCUUUACAGACACAGAAUAUGAAGAAAAACUCGUCUUAGAAAAAGAACUGUACCAAAAUCAUCAUCAGCUGUUAGGUGAUACUCAAACUGUCAAAUUUAAACCAAAUAUGACCCCUUGUCCUGGGGUGUACUUGAUUCGAGAUUGUAACAUAUCUAGAAAAGGCACCAAAAGUUCUGGUUCCUGGUGUUGAAGAUGUGCCCCCUGGUGGUGUAUGUGGCAAUAGACACAAUCUAUAAAGGAACAGACAUGAAGAUUCUUCUGGGAUGUGUCCUACAGCUGUCUUAACACAUUGUCCUGUACAAUACAAAGACCUGUAGCCCCUGAACCAUGUAUGAUCUGAAUGCUGGUUUAAAAUGAAUGAUGGCUGGGUGAGGAAAAUGCACCUUUAUAUUUCAUGAAAUCCUAGAUUUUAUUCUCAAGGUGACAAUCGUGUGACUGAAAGUAAAUAUAUUUAAGGCUUAUCUUUUCAUUCCAUGUGGAUGGUAUACACAGCUUAUUGGUUAGUAUUCGUACUGUUUGACCCCCUUCCUGCUCGCACCACACAUGCCGACUGCCGAACAAUUCAGUGCUCAGUCCUGCUGCUCGCUUUAUUUUAUGAUCUUGUGUGAAUCUGUCAUUGAAUAAUUGUCAGUUUGUUUGUUUGAAUGAAAACAAA
This is a messenger RNA of Pelobates fuscus (common spadefoot toad), 1017 nucleotides long. RefSeq names its product sterile alpha motif domain containing 13 (gene SAMD13). NCBI's taxonomy places the organism in Eukaryota, Metazoa, Chordata, Amphibia, Anura, Pelobatidae. Gene Ontology annotation, molecular function: histone binding; chromatin binding. Gene Ontology annotation, biological process: negative regulation of DNA-templated transcription. The transcript has 4 exons. The record is from RefSeq and is a predicted model, not a curated record. The coding region runs from base 92 to 400 and encodes 102 amino acids. Gene Ontology annotation, cellular component: nucleus.